AGACACACAGUGAGCUCUGUGUGCAGUCUGGGCUUGUUCCUGGUUUGUUUCGGUUAAUCCUGGCCCAGCAAAACUACCGACCUCCCCAGUCCAAGGCCCUGUGAGAGCUGCUGCUCUGACCGACCCGCAAAAAUGUCCAAGUUGAGUGGGAAAGUGCAGACGGUGCUGGGUGUGAUCGAGCCCAGCCAGUUGGGUCGGACCCUGACCCACGAGCAUUUGUCUUUGGUUUUCGACUUUUGUUACUCACAACCACCACCUGGUCAAGAGAAGUUCUCUGAAAUGCCCAUAGCCAUCAACAACUUAUACUGGCUCAAGCAAAACCCCUAUUCUCACAAAGUCAACCUGGUGUUGAACGACGAGACCGAAAGUGUUAAGGAGGAGAUGUUGCAUUUUAAGAAAAUGGGUGGUGGCACCAUCGUGGACAACACGACGACAGGGAUUCAUAGGGACGUCCAGACUCUCAAGCGUCUUUCCCAAGAAACUGGGGUUCACGUUAUCGCGGGGGCUGGAUACUAUGUGGGCGCGACACAUUCUGCUGAAACACUUAACAUGACGGUGGAAAAGAUGACAGAUGUUCUAGUGAGCGAAAUUCUCCAUGGAGCUGAUGGAACUGACAUCAAAUGUGGAGUGAUUGGAGAAAUCGGCUGCUCAUGGCCACUGACUGAGAGCGAGAGGAAAGUUCUUCAAGCCACAGCUCAGGCACAGGCACAGCUCGGCUGCCCGGUCAUCAUUCACCCUGGCAGGAAUUGUGACGCACCUUCCCAGAUCAUCCGGCUGUUACAAGAGGCUGGGGGUGACGUCUCCAAAACAGUCAUGUCCCAUAUAGACAGGACGAUACUUGAUCGGGAAGUGUUACUGGAGUUCGCUAAACUCGGAAGUUACCUGGAGUACGAUCUGUUUGGCACAGAAAUGCUGAAUUACGUGUUCAAUACGGAUAUCGACAUGCCGUGUGACAGUGAGAGAAUCAGGUGGGUCCGCCAACUGGUUGAGGAGGGCUAUGGAGAGAAGGUACUCAUUGCUCACGACGUGCACACCAAGAACAGGCUGAUGAAGUAUGGGGGACACGGCUAUUCCCACAUCCUCACCAAUAUCGUCCCCAAAAUGCUUACGAGGGGCAUUACCCAAUCGAUGAUCGACACUAUUUUGGUGGAAAACCCCAAACGCUGGUUAACCUUCAAAUAAUUGGGACGGAAAGUUGCGCGCAGCCGCUCAGGUCGCGUUUAUACGCUUUGUUUCAAUAAAAAAUGCAUAAGUAAAUGGUAA
Molecule: messenger RNA, 1263 nt
Organism: Callorhinchus milii (elephant shark)
Lineage: Eukaryota; Metazoa; Chordata; Chondrichthyes; Chimaeriformes; Callorhinchidae
Gene: pter
Product: phosphotriesterase related
Exons: 5
Coding region: 133-1182 (349 amino acids)
Biological process (GO): catabolic process
Molecular function (GO): zinc ion binding; hydrolase activity, acting on ester bonds
Source: RefSeq, a predicted model, not a curated record